AUGAGCGAGAAUCACAACAACAGGGAAGCUCUCCACAUCGGGGUGGUCCUGUAUCCUGGCUUCCAGGCUCUAGACGCCUUCGGCCCCCUUGAUUGCAUCAACGUCCUCUCUUGGACCGAGAACAUUUCUCUAAGCCUCCUCUCCACGACCCUGGACCCCGUAUCAACGAAACCACCCACAUCGCCAGGCGCCACUGGCCAGUCCAUCUUGCCAACCCACACAUUUGCAACAGCUCCGCCGCUGGACGUCCUGCUCAUCCCGGGUGGUCGAGGCUCACGCGGCUCCAGCCCGCCGGUGCAAGAAGCUAUCGCUUUCAUCACGAAUACUUAUCCAAGCUUGAAGUAUUUGAUCACCGUAUGCACUGGCUCGGGGCUUGCGGCACGCGCCAGGGUGUUGGAUCGCAGACGCGCUACUACGAAUAAGUCCUCGUGGCAGGAAAUCACGGCUAUGGGGCCAGAUGUGGAUUGGAUUCCUCGAGCGCGCUGGGUGACUGAUGGAAACAUCUGGACAUCUUCGGGUGUGAGUGCAGGAAUUGAUGUGACGCUUGCAUGGAUAGAGGAGGUUUUUGGGAAGCAGAAGGCGCGGAAUAUCGCUGAGGAGAUUGAGUAUAGCCGACAUGAAGAUCCGAAUUUGGAUCCUUUUGCUGAGCUUUAUGGCCUGUAA
Molecule: messenger RNA, 663 nt
Organism: Penicillium canariense
Lineage: Eukaryota; Fungi; Ascomycota; Eurotiomycetes; Eurotiales; Aspergillaceae
Product: DJ-1/PfpI family protein
Exons: 2
Coding region: 1-663 (220 amino acids)
Source: RefSeq, a predicted model, not a curated record